AUGGUCCUUGACCUUGGACUGAAAGGCAAGUGCGAUGCUCCACUGACUUCUGCCUUGCCCCGGGCAUCCUUCAGCAGCAGCUCAGCUCUGUCCAGCAGCCACGGCCCUGGAUUUGCUAGUCUACAUAGGAGAGAUGGAGCUGGUGGCUGGACACCCCUUGUAUCAGAUCAACACCAGUGGCUGCAGAUUGAUCUUGGAGAGAGAAUGAAAGUUACAGCUGUGGCCACCCAGGGAGGAUAUGGGAGCUCCAACUGGGUGACCAGCUACCUCCUGAUGUCCAGUGACAGCGGGAGGAACUGGAAGCAAUAUCGACAAGAAGAAAGCAUCUGGGGAUUCCCAGGAAACACCAAUUCAGACAGUGUGGUGCACUGUAGUCUCCAGUCGCCCUUUGAAACCAGGUUCCUGCGCUUCCUCCCUUUGGCCUGGAACCCCAAGGGGAGGAUUGGGAUGCGCGUUGAAGUGUAUGGAUGUGCAUAUCGCUCAGAAGUGGUUCAUUUUGAUGGAAAAAGUUCUUUGCUGUACACCUUUAUUCAGAAAUCCACAACUCCAACAAAGGAAGUCAUUUCUCUGAAUUUUAACUCCAGGAAGAGUGAUGGGAUUUUAUUUCAUAGGCAAGGACGAAAUGGCAAGAAUUUUACCUUGGAACUAGCUCAAGGAAAACUGGUCCUGUCCCUUAAUUCAGGUGAGGCUAACAUGUCCUCCCUUGAUGUGCCAGCAGCCCUCAGCCUGGGCAGCCUGAUGGAUGACCAGCACUGGCAUUCCAUUCUCCUGGAGCUGUACAGCACACAUGGAAGCCUCACUGUGGACAAGUACACUCAACUCUUCCAGGCACAGCCAGGAUCCAGCUAUCUGGAUCUUGGUUAUAAGAUCAGCUUUGGAGGGAUUCCUGAACAUGGAAAAUUGUCGACAUUCCCACACAAAAACUUUGAUGGGUGUUUUGAAAAUCUCUUCUAUAAUGGAGUGGAUAUCACUGAUCUGUCUAAGAAAUACAAAUCACAGAUUCUCUUCAUGGGAAAUGUGUCAUUCUCCUGUUCACAACCUCAAACUGUCCCUAUGACUUUUCUGAGCUCCAGAAGUUACCUGGCUCUGCCUCACACCAACGGAGAGGACAUCGUGGCCAUAGCUUUCCAAUUUCGGACAUGGAACAGAGCAGGGCUGUUGCUGACAAGUCAGCUAUCUCAUAGGUCAGGGAAUCUUGUCCUCUUUCUUGGUGAUGGGAAACUCAAGCUGAGCCUCUCCUCACGUGGACAUCCAGUGAAAACCAUCAUUGCAGGUGAUGGAUUAAAUGAUGGUCAGUGGCAUUCAGUGUCCUUAUCCUCUAAAGGGAAUCAUGUGAACAUGAAGGUGGACAGCAAUGCAGCCUCUGCUGCUCACACCCUUUCUGGAUGGAUGGGCCCCAGUGAUUCUUAUUACUUUGGAGGCUGUCCAGAAAACAUCUCUGGCUCUGGAUGUGGGAGCUGUCUGGAAGGGUUCCAGGGCUGCCUGAGACUCAUCUCUAUUGGUGAAAAAGUGGUGGAUCCCAUCUCUGUACAGGAAGGGGUGCUGGGGAGUUUCAGUGACCUCCAGAUAGAUUCCUGUGGCAUUAUAGACAGGUGUUUCCCCAGCUAUUGUGAACAUGGGGGUAAAUGUUCCCAGACGUGGGCUGCCUUCUCCUGUGACUGCACCGAUACUGGCUACACAGGAGCUACCUGCCAUUCCUCUAUGUAUGAGCAGUCUUGUGAAGCCCAUAAGUACCAGGGCAAAGACUCUUCAGGACUCUACUACAUCGAUUCAGAUGGAAGUGGACCACUGGGACCAGCUCUGGUGUACUGCAACAUGACAGAUACUGUGUGGACCUCAGCACAGCACAAUGGUUCCCACCUAGUCAAAGUCAAAGGCUUGCAGGGAGAUCACCCACAGCCAGUGAUGUUCAAGUACAGGGCCAGCAUGGACCAGCUGCAGGCCAUAGUCAACCAUGCAGAUCACUGCCACCAGGAGCUGACUUUCCACUGCAAGAAGCCCAGGCUCUCAGAGCACCAUGGUGGAUCCCCAGUGACUUGGUGGGUUGGAACCAAUGAGACACAUACACUCAAUGCUCAAAACUGCACUUGUGGAUUAGAGGGCAACUGCAUUGACCCCCAGUAUCACUGCAAUUGUGAUGCCGAUCAGAAUGAAUGGACCAGUGACACAGUAGUUCUUUCCCAUAAGGAACACCUACCGGUCACUCAGAUUGUGAUGACAGACACAGACAGACCACACUAUGAAGCAGCUUAUUCCUUGGGGCCUCUGCUCUGCCAAGGGGACAAUUCAUUUUGGAAUUCAGCCUCCUUCAAUACUGAGAUUUCAUAUCUUCAUUUUCCUACCUUCCAUGGGGAGCUCAGUGCUGAUCUGUCCUUCUUUUUUAAGACAACAGCUUCCUCAGGGGUGUUUGUAGAGAAUCUGGGGAUCACAGACUUCAUCAGGCUGGAGCUGCAUGCUCCUGAGGAAGUAGUCUUUUCCUUUGAUGUGGGGAAUGGACCUUGUGAAGUCACCUUGCAGUCACCCACUCCCCUUAAUGACAACCGAUGGCACCAUGUGAGGGCCGAGAGAAAUGUGAAAGAAGCCACACUCCGAGUAGACCAGCUCCCUCAGAAGAUGCAGCCUGCCCCAGCAGACGGACCUGUCCGCUUGCAGCUCAGCAGCCAGCUCUUUGUGGGGGGAACUGCCAGUAGGCAGAGGGGUUUCCUGGGCUGUAUCCGGAGCCUGCGGCUGAAUGGGGUGGCCCUGGACCUGGAAGAAAGAGCCACAGUGACGCCAGGUGUGGAGCCGGGGUGCGCAGGCCACUGCAGCAGCUAUGGCCAUCUGUGCCAUAAUGGGGGAAGAUGCCUAGAAAAACACGCAGGGAUCCAGUGUGACUGUGCCUCCUCUGCCUUCGAAGGACCCUUCUGCUCGCAAGAGGUUUCUGCAUACUUUGGAGCCGGUUCGUCAGUGAUCUACAAUUUUCAAGAACAUGACAAUAACACCUUCAAUAACAGCUCCAGUUCCUUAGUAGAGUCAUCUCAUGAAGAGCUCAAGCUGACCAGAGAAAUAGCCACGCUGAGCUUCCGAACCACAGGGGCGCCCAGUUUACUGCUCUAUGUGAGCUCUUUCUUUGAGGAACAUCUUACAGUUGUCCUCACUCCUGAUGGAAGUUUGCAGGUAAGGUACAAGCUGGAUAGACACAAAGAGCCUGAUGUGUUGGACUUUGAUUUUAAAAAUCUGGCUGAUGGGCAGCUUCACCGCUUGAAGAUUCACAGAGCAGCAUCUGUGAUCCUUGUAGAGGUUGACCAGUAUGCAAGGAAACAAGCCAUCCUAUCAUCAGGGACAGAAUUCAGUGCUGUCAGAUGCCUUGUGUUGGGGACAAUUUCAGAGCUCCCAGGGGUUGACACAGACACACAGCUGGCAGCAACGCGUGGCUUCACUGGCUGCCUCUCAGCUGUGAGCUUUGGUGGUGCUACUCCACUGAAGGCAGCUCUGCGCCCAGGAGGAGCUGCCCAAGUCACCAUCCUUGGCUCAGUCAUUGCUGCCAAUAGCUGCAUGGAGGGAUCAGCGUGGGAACUUAUGCCCAGCUUCACAGAGGGUGCAGGUUCUGGCUCAAACAAUGAGGGAGAACCCUUAGUUAAUGCAAAUAGAGGGAUUCUUCUGCCAUCGGAGGUAAAACUGAAAAAGUUAGCCGCAGGAAAGAAACUCCUGGAAGAAUACCAGCGGAGGAAUGGUCCUGCCCGAUCUGCAGAACCCAAGAGAAAGAAGAAGACUAAAAAAGGAGGUAACCCCAAGACAAACGCCGCUGGGGACGGUCAUUCAGCUGAGGGUGUGGCCAAAGACCACGCAGGCCUUGAGCCUCCCCCGCUUCUGGGCACAGUCAGAGCUGCCGGGGUCAAGAGUGACCCGGGUCCCUCCGCCACCGAGGACCUCGAAAGGUGCUACCAAGACCUGGUGCUUGCCCUCGAUGCCAGCAGAAUACAAAAUGAGCAGCUCUGCAGAGAGAUGGAACACCUCAAGCAGGUAAAUAAGGAGCUGCAGGAGCGGCAGGAGGAGACCGCCUGUAUGCACGAGGCACUGGGAGCAGAGCGGGAGCAGUACAAGCUAUCAGUGCAGAUGGUGGCUUCAGAGAAAUCCAGUUUACAAUCUGCCCUGGCCCACAUGUGGCAGGUGGCCGACGGAAGAGACCUGGAGCGGGACCACCUCACCAGCCGCCUGCAGGUUGUAGCGCAGCGCAUGAGGGAGCUGGAGAUGAAGCUGUCUACGAUCUCCACCACAGAGACUGACACCGAGCUCCACAACCUCGAGCUCAUAAAAGCCCUGAACCGCGUGACACUGCAGCUCCAGCAGAAGAGCAAACGCUGUGAACACCUGGAGGAUGAGAACAUGGAGCUGCGGGAUAUGCUGGAUGCGCUCCUGACGCAGAAGGCCAACAUGGAUAUACAAAUGCACAUGUGUCAGCAGGUGCUGGUGGAGCACGCAGAGUUGGAAAUACAACUCAAGAGCAUGAGAGAGCUGGCCACCACCUUCAAGCUGGAGAGAGACUCCCUGGAGGAGGAACUGAUGGUGGAGAGGUGUACAGGGAAGGAGAAGGCCUGGCAGCUAUUAGAGGAGGUGGGCAGGCUGAGAGAGGAGAGAGAGCAAGGGGCCAGGCAGGUGUUGGAGCUGGAGGGCGAGCUGAUGGAGCUGAGAGUGCAGCUGGCAGAUCUGCAGCACCCUGCGGGGCCAUCUCAGGCCGAGCAGCGGCUGCAGGCUCAGGCCCUGCAGUUGCAGAAGGAGCUCAAGACCCUGGAGGAGCACCUUCACCUUCAGGUGGAGGAGAACCAGAGCCUCCAUCUCCAGAGCCUGGAGCAGCAGCAGCGGCUAUGGCUACUGGAGAAGAAGGAGGAGGAAUGGGAACAACAUGCUUCGGACUGGUGCAAGAUCCUGGAGACGAUGGAGAAGGAGCAGGAGACCAAGAGAUGCAUGCUGGUGUGUAACUGCGAGCUGAAAGAGCAGCUGGCCCAGCUGCAGGACGCCUGGCAGAGGCUGAGCAUUGAGAAUGACUCGCUUGCCGGUGGGACAGCAGUCGUGGUAUUUAUCUUGGUUUGCCUUGCUGCAAUAACUAUACACAUUUAUCAACAAAGAUGGCUGUACCCCAAGAACAAAGCAGAUAUUGAAAAAGCUGGAGCUGAGACUGAAAUCUCUCUGACAAA
This is a messenger RNA of Dipodomys ordii (Ord's kangaroo rat), 5174 nucleotides long. Its product is annotated as contactin-associated protein-like 3. The transcript has 25 exons. The annotation marks the transcript as partial. Lineage: Eukaryota; Metazoa; Chordata; Mammalia; Rodentia; Heteromyidae. The record is from RefSeq and is a predicted model, not a curated record.